Messenger RNA from Erpetoichthys calabaricus (reedfish), 2564 nucleotides. It is a transcript of the gene sp5l, whose product is annotated as Sp5 transcription factor-like. Lineage: Eukaryota; Metazoa; Chordata; Cladistia; Polypteriformes; Polypteridae. The transcript is spliced from 2 exons. The record is from RefSeq and is a predicted model, not a curated record. Gene Ontology annotation, molecular function: DNA-binding transcription factor activity, RNA polymerase II-specific; RNA polymerase II cis-regulatory region sequence-specific DNA binding. The coding region runs from base 675 to 1751 and encodes 358 amino acids. Gene Ontology annotation, biological process: regulation of transcription by RNA polymerase II.
GUUACACGAAGUCACUCACCCAAAGGCCACUUGCGAUGCGACGCUCUUAUCUCUCACGACGUAUCGGGUGCCCCUUCAUCAAAGCGAAAUUGUAUGUAAAACCGAGAAUUGUAAAAAGCGCCUUUUGUCUUAUCGUGCGGCCAUUGUAUUCAAAGCGCCACCGGUUCAACGUUUGAAGUGCGCACUCGCAGCUCUUCGGCUCUUUGCGGUCAGCUAAUUGCAGAUUGUGACCUGCUGUUAGGUUUCAUUUGGAUGAAUAGCAAAUCCAAUUCAGUCUGAGGAAAUAACUGUUAAGAUCAGUAUCACCCCGCCACAAAUCCCCUUAUCCCCCCCCCCCACCACCUCAUACAUAACAAGUCCCCGCUCCAGGUGGUCGAUGCUUUAAACAAGACGCUCUGCCUGCCAACCCCCCAAUCCCGAAAAGAAAAAAAAAAAAAAACACCUCUGCGAUUGGACCGCCUUUCCACUUCAAAGUCAGCGGCUACGUAGUUCGGAGGUGAUUGGUUACGGGCACCAAAAAAAAAAAAAAAAGUUUUCUCGAAUGAAAGGGCAAAAUCGGGAAAUUGCGGGGGAGCAUUCGAGAGGUGCGGGGCUUUGGAGAAGAGACAGGGGCUGAGCGCACAACCUGGCAUCGGAGCGCACCGCCGUCGGACAUCACGCUGGCUGCAGAACACAUGGCUGCGCUCGCCGUGUCCACCACGGAGAACCUUCUGCACGCGUUUUUACAGGACAGAACGCCCAGCUCGUCACCGGAGAGCACGCCUCUUCCUCUGGCGCUCCUGGCAUCCACCUGUGGUCAGGCCAGGCAGAUCGGCACAACGGCCUCCGAAGUGUCCCAGUUCUCCUAUGAGGCAGCGGUGGGCUCAACUUCUGGGAUGUUUCAGCUCUGGAGCAAUGACAUUCAGGCCAGCGGCUCUUUUGGCUCCCAUCAGAUGACAUUCAGCGUUCCCAAAGUUCAGUACCCGAGCCAUGUGCCCUCAGGCUUGGGCAGCGGUCACCAUGAACUUCCACUCACCCCUCCGGCCGAACCGUCCGGCUAUUCCUUUGACUUGUCCCCUGUCAAAGUGCUGGCAUCCCAGGUGCAGGGCAACGCCUCCUAUUCGUACCACCAGGCCAGCGCCGUGAGCCAGAACUUCUCCAACUUCCUCCAGAACUCGUCAGGUCUGCCGGGGAGGCACCACCUUGCAGGAGGGCACAUGGACGACUCUCAGCAGUGGUGGAGCCUCCAGCAAGGCAACGCCAACACCGGCACCCACCCGUUUGCGCUGGGCAGGCCCCUCGUCUUGGGCCACCAGCCUCAGAUUGCCGCCCUUUUCCAGGGCACCUCCAAAAGUCUGCUGAGUUCCACCAGAAGGUGCAGGAGGUGCAAGUGUCCCAACUGCCAGGUGUCGGGGGGCCCAACUGACGAAGCGGGCAAGAAGAAGCUGCACGUCUGCCACAUUCCAGAGUGUGGCAAGGUGUACAAGAAGACGUCGCACCUGAAGGCUCACCUGCGCUGGCAUGCCGGCGAGAGGCCCUUCGUGUGCAACUGGCUCUUCUGCGGGAAGAGCUUCACGCGCUCCGACGAGCUCCAGCGACACCUUCGCACUCACACCGGGGAGAAGCGGUUCGGCUGCCAGGAGUGCGGCAAGCGCUUCAUGAGGAGCGACCACCUGUCCAAGCACGUGAAGACUCACCAGAACAAGCUGAAGAAGCAGCAGCAGCAGCACGGCUGUGGAGACGGACUGCUGGACAGCAUCAAGAAGGAGUAGCGCCGCUUGGUUCUCGGGACGCUCCCUGGCUGUCAGAGGCUCGUGCCCGUGGGGUCCGGCGGCGUGUGUGUGCAUGUGUGUUCGUAACCGUGUGGCCCUGGAGACUCCAUCGUCAGCGUCGAACGGCCAGUGCUGCAGUGAAGAUGGGCCCCUUGGGGCAGCUGGCCAGGCUUUCACUGCAGGAUUUACAUUCGGGAGGACCCCAAGGUGGGCUGACGAAACUUUACUUUAUUCAAAUGUCCGGACAGAGGAGGGACGUGGGCUCAAGCGGGCGCUUGAAUGGAAUUGAGAUCUUGUGCUGCUUUUCUUGUUUCUCCAUCGUCUUGUGCUCAUUUGUGUCCGUUUACUGCGGGGCUCUUGAACUCAAGUCCUAGGGAGACCCCCGUUAUGGCCGUGCUCCUCGGUUCAUUCAACAUGCAUAUUGGGGAACUUGAAGACCACAAAAGGUCAGGAGUCCAAAUGAGCCAGUGAGCAUUCAACCCCAGCAAGCCCCCCCGAUCCCCCCCCGACAACCUUAAAAGGUCAACUCCAUCUGCCCACCACCCAGGGACAAAUUCAUUAAUUUAAUAAAGGACUGGACACAGAGCUGUGCCCACGAUAAAAGGUGCCCCCCCCCCCACACUCCUUAACUGACCCCUUGUGGGCACACGCUGUAAGAAGGCAUGUAUAAAGUUUUUGUGAGUGAAACCAAUAAAGUCCUUUCUUGCUGUUUGGCAGGACUUUCAGAUCGGCUGUGUUGGCGUGUGGUUUUCUUGAUGGGGGCUGACCCUGCACUACUUCUUUCUGCCCCCUGUACACAAUUCACUUUGGCAA